ACAGAUCAAUAAUGGUCCAACACAGCAUCCCAGAACUUAGUAUAUAUUGGGUGGAGAAUGGGGUGAAAGGGGUGAAGUAGAGGAAGCCCCUCUAGUAAGAUAGAAGAGAAGCCAAAGAAAACAUUUCAGAACAUUUCAGUUAACAUUAAAUGCUUGAAAAAAGUAGUUCAUUUAAAACAUACACAUGACAAGACACAAUUUGAGAUGCGUGGACUUUUACGUGGUACUUUAUAUUGUGCACUAUGGUACAGCAGCAUAGUGGCUGGUUUUCUAUUUAUUGCUUGCCCUAUGUUACCACUGUUAUUUUUUAGUCCUCCAAAGUUUCGAAAAUGUGGCGAUCUAUUACUUGCUUGUUGGGAACUUUAUUCCACAGCUCUUUUAAAAGUAUUUGGUGUAAAAAUUUUGGUAUCAGGAGACCAUAUAUCUCCAAAUGAAUCUGCUGUUCUUGUAAUGAAUCAUAGAACACGGGUGGAUUGGAAUUUUUUGUGGGCUGCAAUGUAUCAAGCAUGUUUACCUAAUGUAGCAACUCAUAGAUUAAAAUUUGUUUUAAAGGAUCCUAUACGACAUAUUCCAGGACCAGGAUGGAUAAUGCAAAUGUAUGGUUUCCUUUAUAUAACUCGUCGCUGGGAAGAAGAUCAAAACCGAUUGUCACGUACCUUGGAUUAUUUAGUGGCUCUUGAUAGGCGCUCUCAAUUGCUUAUAUUUCCCGAGGGUACUGAUCUAACAAAAAACAGCAAAGAGAAAUCUGACAAAUAUGCCAUGCAACAUGUUCUGCCACAAUAUUCUUUUACUCUUCAUCCAAAGACAACAGGAUUCAGUUAUUUAGUUCGACAUCUUCAACAAGCAAGUUAUCUCAAUGCUGUUUAUGAUUUAACAAUUGCAUAUCCUGAUUAUAUUCCACAAUCUGAAUUAGAUUUGAUCAAAGGAAAAUUACCAAAUGAAGUACAUUUUCAUAUUAAGCGAAUACCAUCAUCGGAUGUGCCAACAGAUGAUUUAACAUUAAGGCGAUGGUUAGAGGAAAAGUGGUUUAACAAAGAAGAAAUAUUAAAACAAUUUUAUGAAAAGAAAACUUUUCCUGCUGAAAUUUGGCCGUUAACAAAAUUACGUCCUUUACAUAUUGCCUUUAGUUUCUGGAGCAUUCUAACAGGAUGUAUGAUAGUUUUACUUAUUAUUUCACCAGUAUUCCAAUUAUGGACACUGGUACAUUCAGUUUUUUUUAUUGCUCUAUCAUUUUUUACUACUGGUUUUAAUCAACUUGAAAUGGGAUGGUAUUGGCGUUGGAGAACACACUUCCUUACAAAAAAAUAUGAUUAAUAAAAUUUUAAACUAUUUAAUGCAAAUAGAUUUCAGUAUUAAAUUCCAAUAUUAAAUUAAAUUAUUUCUAAAACUUAUUUAAUUUUCAAAAAUCGAUGAAAGAUAUUAAUUUUAACAAGUUUAUAUAUUAGAAAUUUUAAGUGGUAUAAUGACAAUUCAAAGCAGAGCAUAGAAUAUGUGGGAACACUUAUCUUAUAGAUAAUAUAUAAAUUUAAUAUGUACUAAUUUAAAAAAGUUGUUUUAGGACAAACACAAUUUAAUAUAUUUGACUGAAAUAUAUAAUAAUAAUGCUAGUCUAAUAUCAUAAAUUAAAGGUAUUACUAUAGUGUACUAGAUAAAAAAAAUGAUGGAACUAUAAAAUUAUAAUACUUUAAUGUUGUGGGAAAAUUAGCCCUCCAUAGAUUACUGAGUUAUAAAAAACAAUUUAUAUUUUACAUUUUUUAGUUCUAAUUAUAGAAAAUAAAGAUUGUAUAUAUCAUAUAUACACCAUAAUAUUUAAUUUAUUCUUUUAUACCAUGUGCUAUGGUUUAAAAAUUACUGUUUUUCAUAAUUUUGUUUAUAGCUUGAUACAGUUUGUAAACUAUGGAGAGUUGAUACUAAUAUCGACAAGUUUU
This is a messenger RNA of Bombus impatiens (common eastern bumble bee), 1928 nucleotides long. Its product is annotated as lysocardiolipin acyltransferase 1. The record is from RefSeq and is a predicted model, not a curated record. The transcript has 6 exons. Gene Ontology annotation, molecular function: acyltransferase activity. Gene Ontology annotation, cellular component: endomembrane system. The coding region runs from base 205 to 1314 and encodes 369 amino acids. NCBI's taxonomy places the organism in Eukaryota, Metazoa, Arthropoda, Insecta, Hymenoptera, Apidae.